AUGGGCGACGCGGCGCGCCGGGCCUGGCUGGCGGCGCUGGCGGGAAGCUGCCCGCUGGGCAGCCUGGCCGCGCAGGGCGUGCCCCACGGCCUGGGCAAGGGCCAGCUCUGGGAGGCGCUAGCGGAGGCCGGGGUCCCCCUGCCGCGCGCCCUCUGGCUCGUGCGGGUCGUGUACCUGCAGCGCAGCAGCGUGCUGCGCUGGACGGAAGAUGGCGCGCAUCGCAUCAUGGACGCCGCUCUGGACUGCGGGGUGACAGGGCCCGCGGUGCGGGCGCUGGUGGACCUGCUGGGCCCUGUAGCGGAGGAGGGGGAGGGGCGCAUGCUGCGCGAGGCAGCGGCGGCCCUCCCGGCGGCCCGCCUCACGGUAGCCGUCUCGGCCUGGGUGGCAGGCGCCUGCCGCGCGGGACCCCCCGCCCCGGCCCUGGUGGACUGGGCGGCGCUGCUGGUCAGCCACGGCAGCUUCUGUCCGGCCUCUCACCUGGACGCCCUGCUGGCCACGGGCCGCCUGGAGGAGGGGGGCGGGCACCGCGCGUUCCUGGCGGAGCUCCCGCCUGCCCUCCUGCGUGCAGAGGACAGAGACGGAACCCUAGCGUCGCGCUAUCGCGCGCUGUGGACGCACCUGGCCGGCGCUGGGAGCGGGGAGGGGAAGGAGCCCUUACAUGCCAGCUCUGGCGAGCUGGACGCGUUCAUGGGAACCGCAGAGGAGCAGGAUCAGCUGGACGCUGAGGAAGCCGAGCUUGACGCCCUGCAGGCUGGUCUGCUCCCCUGGCUGGCCGUGCCAGCUUGGGGUGGGGAAGGCAAGAGUGCACACGUUUGUGACUGGGCAGCUGCUCUUGCGCGCCUGGCGUCCGCCAGACCCUGGCAGAAGCGGCGCGUCGCCGAGUGGCUAGGCCGCACCAUCGCAACAGGCCCCCUGCCAAUGGGCACGGAGGCUGACCACGCCGGCGAGCGUUGGCUGCUGGGCCUGCUGGGCGCGCUGCGCGCCGCCGACGGCGCGCGCGAGGCCGCGCAGCUGCUGCCGCGCCUCGCAGCGCCGCCGCUCCAGGCGCUGGCCCUGGCCCUGGCCGCCGCCGGCUCGCAAGCGCGGCGGCUGGGGGGGGCGGAGCUGCGCGGCCUGCACGACGCCGCGCGCGCCCCUCUCCUCUGCCUCCUCCUGGCGCUGCUGGGGGCGCUGCGGCCCGAGCUACAGGCCGAGGGUCUUGGCCCGCGCAUGCUGCGUAUGCUGACCGCCGGGCUGUGGCGCGUGCCCGGGUCCUCGCCAGACCGCCCCCGCCUGCAGGCCGAGGUCUGCGCCGGGCUCUUGACCCUGGCGCGCGAGCUGGUGGCCGGCGGCGGCGAGGACGCCGGGGUCCAGGCCUGGCUGGCGGAGGCCCGUUCCCGGCAGGGCUUGGGGCACUGGGUCCUCGGCUGCCUGACGGAUGCGGCGGCGGCGCAGGAGGGCGGCGGCGGUGCGGGGGGGUCACCCUCGCUGGAAGCGAUCCUGGGCGGCGAGCUGCGGGCGCGGUGCGAGGCGGACGUGCCGCACGGUGUCCGUGCGGCAGAGGAGAUAUUGAUUGCAGGGUCGGGCCUGACGGCGCUGCGCCCCGGCAUGUCGGCCGAUGCGGUGGCGGCGCUGAGCCCUGUGGCCGCGGCAGCGUGCCUGGGCGCCCCGGGCCUUGCCUCCGCUCUGGAGCGUGCCGUGGAUGGGGGCGCAGGUGUCGACCGGGCCGAGCUCCUGCUGGCCUUGCUGGGGGCCAUCGGAGCGGAUGCGAGAGGCGCGCUGCCCGAAGCCGAACCUGCCACCCUGCAGGCCAGGCUGCUGGAGCACCUGGCGCCAGCCAACAGCCCGCUGGUGACGCUCCUCCUUGACACGCUGGGCCUGCUGGGCGGUGGGGGUCGUGCGACCACGCUGGCCAGCUCCGCCCCGCCGCUCUUGCCCAGCCUGCUGCGGGCGCUGCGCUCGCGUCCCCCGCCCUCGGCCGUCGGCCUGGCCCUGCUCUGCCUGCAGCGCGGCGAGGGGCAGGGCGCGGGGCUGCUGGACGCGCUGCAGGCCGACCUCGUGGACGCCCGGGGUCAAACGGGGCGCGGCCAGGUGCUGGCCGCCCUGCUCUGCCUGUCCCGCACCGGCGCGCCGCGCCAGCGCGCCUUCGCCGAGGCGCUGCUGUCCGGGCUGGAAAGGGCGGCGGGCGAGGGCCGGGGCGCGGACGUGCUGACGGGCCGCGUCGGGCCCAUGCUGGAAGCGCUGCUGCCCCUGCUGCCGCUGGUUUACCAGGACCGCGCGCCAGAGGCCGCGAGGAACCUGCGCGCCCGCGCUCUGCGCGCCUGCUGCACCCUGGCCCCCGCGCUAGCCGCCGUCCCGGGGUCAAAUGCGCGGGGGCUGGGCCGGCGCACGAUGGCGGUCGCGCAGGCGCUGCUCAUGGGCGGCUGGGCGCCCUGGCUGCGAGGCGACGCCGAGAGGAAGCUGCGGGACGUCCAGCCAUACGAAGGCAGCCGGGCCCUGGCGGCAGACCUGCAGGCCAGGAACAUGCCCAAGCGCCUGAGGGCCUGCCUCCUGGCCAUGCUGCCCAUGCCCCCGCCCAGCGCAGGCCUCAUGGAGCUGCCGGGUUCAGAAAACGGGGCCCCUCUGCUUGUCGACCCCUGGACGCUGAUCGAUUCCGGGUGGAAAGCAGGGCCACGGACAGCAGCGCUGGAACCCUGGAGCGCGGCGGAGGCGCCGCCGCCAGCCCCGAACCCGCCUGCCUGGCUGGAAGGGUGCAUCCGCAGGGAGCGCGGCGUAAGAGAGUUGCAAUGA
Messenger RNA from Auxenochlorella protothecoides, 2769 nucleotides. RefSeq lists its product as hypothetical. Gene Ontology annotation, molecular function: transcription coregulator activity. Gene Ontology annotation, cellular component: mediator complex. The transcript has 6 exons. Gene Ontology annotation, biological process: regulation of transcription by RNA polymerase II. The record is from RefSeq and is a predicted model, not a curated record. Bases 1 to 2769 code for a protein of 922 amino acids. NCBI's taxonomy places the organism in Eukaryota, Viridiplantae, Chlorophyta, Trebouxiophyceae, Chlorellales, Chlorellaceae.